AUUAUCGAAGUAUGUGUGGAAUACUUAUGGAUAACAAUGAGGGUAAGGGUAGCUGCUGCUGCUGCUACUGAUCUUCCUCUUCCUCUUGCUGCAAAAGUGAAGAUCAGGUUGAGGUGCAUCAGAAGAAAAAGAGUCCCCGCCACCACCCCCACUACCACUCCCAACCAUAUUCCCAAUGCUGUUUCCUCUAAACAAUAUUAUUGCUGCAGCAGCAGCAGGAGCAGGCAGAUCCAAACGACGUGUUUGAGUUUGGGGGUGAGGGAGAUAAGGGAGAGGUACUGCAAGAAGUGGGAGUGGAAGGGCCACGGCAUCAACUACUUGGUGCUCACUGCCGCUCAGCGUCAGUCCCCCUCCCCUCCCCCCCUCCUCCUCGUUCACGGCUUCGGCGCCUCCAUUCCUCACUGGCGCAGGAAUAUCUUGACCCUGGCUGAAACUUACACGGUUUAUGCUAUUGAUCUUCUUGGUUUUGGUGCUUCGGAUAAACCUCCAGGCUUUGCAUAUACAAUGGAAAUAUGGGCACAGUUAAUACUGGAUUUCUUGGACGAAAUCGUUCAGAAGCCAACUGUGCUGAUAGGAAACUCCGUGGGGAGUCUGGCCUGCGUAAUUGCGGCAACAGAGUCUACUCAAGACUUGGUCCGAGGGCUUGUGCUGCUAAACUGUGCAGGUGGCAUGAACAACAAGGCAAUUGUUGAUGAUUGGCGAAUCAGACUGCUAUUACCUUUGCUCUGGUUGUUCGACUUCUUAUUGAAGCAAAGGAUCAUUGCUUCCGCAAUCUUUGAGCGUGUCAAGCAGAGGGAUAAUCUAAGGAACAUUUUACUGUCUGUUUAUGGAAAUAAAGAAUCCGUGGAUGAGGAUCUAGUGGAGGUGCAGAUCAUCAGGGAGCCAGCAAAUGAUGAAGGAGCACUUGACGCUUUCAUUUCCAUAGUGACUGGCCCGCCGGGGCCAAAUCCGGUGAGGUUGAUGCCAAGGAUCUCUAAUUUGCCAGUGCUAGUUCUGUGGGGUGAUGAAGACCCAUUGACUCCGCUGGAUGGGCCUGUGGGUAAAUUCUUCUGUUCACUGCCAAAUAUAAGCCUCUUCGUAUUGGAAGGGGUGGGGCAUUGUCCCCAUGAUGACAGACCUGACCUGGUUCAUGAAAAGCUGCUUCCAUGGUUGCAUUCCCUGCUGCUUCCUUAGCUUGCAGCUGCUGCUGCUGCUGCUUGCGCCCCUCCGGCUAAUCCAGUGAUCCAAGUAGGCGAGCAGACUAGGCUCGCAGAUAGAGAGGCUUCAGUAGUGCCCUGUCAGUGAAGUGAGUAUUGUGGAGGAUUUUUGUAUAUCCCAGCAUAGUUGAGGGUAUUUUGGGGAACAUAUAUAUGUGUAUAUUUUGGAAAACAUGUUAGUACUUUGGUAUUGUAUGGUAUUAUGUGUGUAUAUAUAUAUUUUUUUUACAUA
Malania oleifera is the source of this 1428-nucleotide messenger RNA. RefSeq names its product pheophytinase, chloroplastic. NCBI's taxonomy places the organism in Eukaryota, Viridiplantae, Streptophyta, Magnoliopsida, Santalales, Ximeniaceae. Gene Ontology annotation, cellular component: chloroplast. Gene Ontology annotation, biological process: chlorophyll metabolic process. Bases 37 to 1173 code for a protein of 378 amino acids. The transcript has 7 exons. The record is from RefSeq and is a predicted model, not a curated record. Gene Ontology annotation, molecular function: chlorophyllase activity.